AUGGAGCAUUUUCCUAAUGUCUCUGCUUAUUGUCAACGUCUCAAGUCCCUUGCGGAUCAAUUGAAGAACGUUGGCGCACCGGUGUCGGACAGUCGUAUGGUUUUGCAAUUGGUAGAUGGUCUUACAAAACCGUACCGUGGUGUGGGUAUGGUAAUCCGGCAAAGCAAUCCUCUUCCUCCUUUCUAUAAGGCUCGGUCUAUGCUUGUUCUUGAAGAGGCCGAGAUGUCUAAGGAAGCAGUCACCGAAUCAGCUAUGGUGGUCACUUCAAAUGAUGAUGGGCCGAUUACUUCUGAAAAAUUGGGUCGUUCUAAGGGGAAGCAAGGUGUGCAGCACUCUGGUGGUCGCCGCAACAACGGUGGCCGGAAGAACAACAAUUCCGGAGGUGGCAGACGCGACUCCGGCAGCGGCAAAGGUGGUGGCAAGGGACAGAACUCCGGUGGCCAAGGUGGGAGCUCUGAUACCAUAAUAGAUUAUUCAAAUCUCUCUCUCUAUUCACAAACGGAAGACCCUCCUAUAUACAAUGUACAUACCAUCAUGAAGGCUAAUAAUUAG
This is a messenger RNA of Lycium barbarum (goji berry), 552 nucleotides long. RefSeq lists its product as uncharacterized. The record is from RefSeq and is a predicted model, not a curated record. Lineage: Eukaryota; Viridiplantae; Streptophyta; Magnoliopsida; Solanales; Solanaceae. The coding region runs from base 1 to 552 and encodes 183 amino acids. The transcript has a single exon.